This is a messenger RNA of Tetrahymena thermophila SB210, 459 nucleotides long. RefSeq lists its product as hypothetical. Gene Ontology annotation, molecular function: protein binding. Lineage: Eukaryota; Ciliophora; Oligohymenophorea; Hymenostomatida; Tetrahymenidae. The transcript is spliced from 5 exons. The record is from RefSeq and is a predicted model, not a curated record.
AUGGGUGCAUCAGGCUUAGGUUCUGCUUUAGCAAAUAGCAUUAAUCUCUCACAUUUAACACUAAACCUUUAGUUAAAACAUGGCAAUAAAAUUGGUGCAAUUGGUGGAUCAGGAUUAGGAUCUGGUUUAGCAAAUUGCAUUAAUCUCUCAAAUUUGUCUCUUUAACUUGGUUGGAAUAAAAUUUGUGAUGAAGGCACAUUAGGCUUAGGUUAUGGUUUAGCAAAUUGUAUUAAUCUCUCAAAUUUGAAACUUUAACUUGGUUGGAAUAAAAUUGGUGAUGAAGGUACAUCAGGCUUAGGUUCCGCUUUAGUAAAUUUCAAUAAUCUCUCAAAUUUGACACUUAACCUUUAUUACAAUUAAAUUGGUGAUGAAGGUGUAUCAAGAUUAGGUUGUGCUUUAGCAAGUUGCAUAAAUCUUUCAAAUUUGACACUUAACCUUUAGUAAAAACAGUUUAUUUGA